Lotus japonicus is the source of this 3932-nucleotide messenger RNA. Its product is annotated as receptor-like protein EIX2. The transcript has 2 exons. Bases 764 to 3763 code for a protein of 999 amino acids. Gene Ontology annotation, molecular function: protein binding. The record is from RefSeq and is a predicted model, not a curated record. NCBI's taxonomy places the organism in Eukaryota, Viridiplantae, Streptophyta, Magnoliopsida, Fabales, Fabaceae.
ACCAACAAUAUUAAAUCUGAAUUACUCUGCUGAAUUUGAUAAAAGUCAGGUUUUGGUCAUACUUUUGAGUUGAUAGAUAAUUAAGCUCCUUAAGUUUACUCAAAAGUUCAAUCUUAGGGCGAUAUAUAUGAAGAAUGACUUGUUGGGAGAUGUCUAUCUACUUAAUGUGAUCUACAAGUUUCGAGAGAAUUAGUCUCACUGUUGUUGAUUGUGGGGAUAUUUUAGUAAUAAUAAAAAUUAUGCCGUAAUAGAUUCUCAUGAACAAUAAAUAUUUGUGUACAACUUUUGGGGGGAUUAGAGAGAUAAGAGAAGAUGAGAUAUACCUGAUAGAUAUAAAUGUGAUAUAUGAUGUAAUAUAAAUAGUGAAUUUAGUGAAAAGAGAAAAAUAUGUGUCUCAUAAUGUAUACUAUGCAACGUGCUACACGCGCGUAUCAUUCUAGAUUAAUGAAUUAGAUGCUUUGAAUCAGACAAUAAAAAACAAGAAAGCAGCAUUUUUCUUUUAAUGGUCGCAUUUUCACAUUCCUUUUGAACAAGAACGUAAAAACAUUUUUUACCUGUUUCAUCUGAAAAAAGAAAGCAGCCUGUGAUCAGUGUACACGCGCAAUACGUACAAUUUUUUGAUUUGCUUUCACGAAAUUCACCCAUUCUGCUUCUGCAAGUGAAACUGCUUGCUUACUAGCUAGCUAUGUCUAUAAAUAUAACUUGUGAGUGAAAUGAAAGGCAUGAAUGAAGAAUAUCUAAUAGAAAAAUAUUGUUUCACACCAUGGGAAGAAUAAGAUACAAUGUGAGUGUUCCAUCAUCUGUUUCUAGAAAUAAAAUCAUUUUCUUUCUGUUGGUUCAAAUUGCACAACUCUGCUGUUUCUUCUUGUGUGCAAAUUCAAACAGUGUCACUGUCCCUCCCUGCAUAGAACGAGAGAGGCAAGCUCUUCUCGAGUUCAAAGCAUCCCUUAUAAAAGUUCCAGCAAAGAGGAUUUCAUCAUGGAAAGAUAGUAGUACUAAUUGUUGCGAAUGGGAAGGCAUAGGAUGUGACAAUGUUACUGGACAUGUUGUCAAGCUUGAUCUCAGGAAUCCUUGCUUCAAGCUAGCAGCAGAAGUAGAAGAAGGAAAAGAAUUUAGUCUGCCAUAUGGAUGUGACUACGGAUUCAAAUUCAAUAGUAACGAGAACGGUGUGGAAUUAAAAUUUUCUAUACAAGCUCCAAAUGUGAGUCAAUCUCUGUUGCGAUUGGAUCACUUGACUUACUUGGACUUGACAGGAAAUAAUUUCAGUUCCAGUCCAAUACCAGACUCCAUUGGUAAUUCUAUGGGACGAUUGAGGUAUCUUUCUCUCUCUCAUGCUAAUUUUGGUGGAAAGAUUCCCAGCAGUUUGAGAAAUCUCAAGAACCUGCACCAUCUUGACCUCCAGGGACGGAUGUACAUUGGCCAAGGUUCGAAUUCUGAUUUACAAAGCAAUGACAUCACUUGGAUCUCUCAAAUUCAGUCACUGCGACGCCUUGACAUGAGUGAUGUUUACCUCGGUGAUGCUGAUGCACACAAUUUGUUCCAGGUACUCACCAUGCUUCCUUCCUUGUCAAGUGUUUACUUGUCUCGUUGUGGACUUAACAAUUCACUUGUUCCCGUCAAUGCUACUCAAAACAUGACAUCCCUUGUGCAUCUUGAUCUUUCAUACAACUUUCUUGUUUCAGUUCCACCAUGGUUUAGCUUAAACCUUGUGUAUGUUCAACUUUCCAGAAACCAUCUUGAUUCAGUUCCAUCAUGGUUUCGUAGCUUAAAGCUUGUGUAUCUUGAUCUUUCGUCCAAUGUUCUCCAUGGUCCGAUUUUUGAGGCUUUCAGAAACAUGACAUCCCUUGUGCAUCUUGAUCUUUCCUACAACGAUCUUGAUCUAAUUCCCUCAUGGUUUAGUGGCUUGAAGCUUGUGUAUCUUGACCUUUCACGCACUGGACUCCAUGGUCCAAUUCCUGAGGCUUUCCGAAACAUGACUUCCAUUCAAACCCUCUACCUUGGCCAGAACAAUUUCACUUCAAUUCCAUCAUGGUUUGUUGAAUUGAAGACACUUUUGGAGCUUGAUCUUUCAUACAAUGAGCUCAUUCCUAAGAAAUAUCCUCUUUCAUCAAUUCUCAGUAACAUGUGUCAUCUAAAGAGGUUAUACUUCUCAAGAAACAAGCUUCGGGAAGAACCAAUUGCAAGCUACCAAUUAUCUGGAUGCAUUAGAUAUGAUCUAGAGGAACUGGAUUUAUCUCAUAAUGAAUUUAGUGAUCGCUUGCCAACUUGGUUAGGGAAACUUGAAAAUUUAGAGUGGCUUGAUCUCGGUUCAAAUUCUUUCUUUGGACCCAUUCCUUUAUCUAUAGGAAAACUGUCCAAGUUAGAAAGCCUAGAUCUGUCAUACAAUAAGUUGGACGGGCCCCUCCCAUACAGUAUUGGGAGACUUGUAAAUUUACAGACUCUUGAUCUUUCAUGCAACUCUUUUAAUGUCCAUUUAGAGUACUUAAACCUUUCUUCUAAUAAAUUCUAUGGUUCCGUUCCUCAAAGUCUAGGGGAACAUGUAAGUCUACAUACACUUGACCUUUCAUUGAACAAUUUAUCUGGUGAAGUACCAAAUUGUUGGAAGGAUAAUCAACGAUGGACUGAAAUAAACUUUGCAUCCAACAAACUAUCAGGUGUGUUUCCAAUCUCACUGGGCAAUUUGUCAUCGUUGUUAUGGCUACACUUGAGAGAUAACAAUCUUCAUGGGAAGCUUCCAAUGCCUUUGAGAAAUUUGAAGAACUUGUUGAUUUUGGACCUUGGUGAGAAUAAGCUUUCUGGCAGUAUACCAUCCUCAUGGAUCGGAAACACCUUUCCCUCACUCCAUAUUCUUAUAUUGCGGCAAAACAUGCUGAGUGGCAGCAUUCCUAACCAACUAUGCCAGCUCACAUCAUUGAAAGUCCUGGACCUUUCCCUUAACAGAUUACAAGGUUCAAUACCUUUGUGCAUAGGCAAUCUUACAGGAAUGGCCCUGGACAAAUCACCAGACAAAGCAAAUGGAAAAUGGAUUUCCAAGAUUCCAUAUGAGUCUUUCAUAGAGGAUUCUGAAUGGUCGGAUGAGGAUAUCACACAAGUCAUUAAAGGAAUUGAAGUUCACUAUAAACAAAUUACAAAACUCGUAGUAAACAUGGACUUGUCAAGCAACAAUUUGGUUGGAACUAUUCCCAAUGGAAUAACUUUGAUCACAGGACUGCAUUUCUUGAACCUGUCAAAUAAUCAUUUGAAAGGAGAGAUCCCUAGUAUGAUAGGGAACAUGAAAGAAUUGGAAUCCUUGGAUGUGUCUCAUAACCAAAUUUAUGGCACCAUUCCAAACAGCAUGCCUGCUUUAACUUCAUUCAGCAGUUUAAACUUGUCACACAACAAUCUUUCAGGACCAAUUCCCCAAAAAUAUCAGUUUCUCACUUUUAAUGACCCAUCUAUUUAUGCUGAUAACCCAUACCUUUGUGGACCUCCGCUCCUAAAUAAAUGUCAUGAUGAUGUUUCACAUGAAGCUCCUGAAAGCAAAGGUAAUGAAGAUGAAGAUGGCAACAAAGAUGAGGUAGAAAACAUAUGGUUCUACUUUGUCAUAGCAGCUGGCUUUGCAACUGGUUUCUGGGGAGUCAUUGGCACAUUAUUGUUCAAGAAGAAUUUGAGGCAUGCUUACUUCAGAUGGGUGGAAGUUGUAGCAGACAAGAUUUAUGUGGCAAGUGUGUUAAAAGUUGCAAAGCUAAAGAAACACACAAUGAGAAACCAAGCUCAUGGGUGACUGUGUUUCUUUUCUGUCUUUCUUUCUCUAAAUGUUUCAUUUCAGAGUUGAAUAAGGUUUAUGCUCUUCUUUGUAUUUUCUUUCUUGUAAUAGAUUUGGUUUCUAGUUUACAAUAUGGUGUAUGAGUUUUGUGAAAAAAUAAUUCCUAUUUAUGUAAGCCACUACUACU